AUGAAGGCGCUCAGUACAGCACUCUUAACACUACUAGCUCAGCGUAAUCACUUAUAUAAUAGAGAUAUUUCUGAUGAUCAUCAUGAUCAAGUUGUUCAGCAUAUCGUUGAUGUACAUGUUAAUAUUAAAAAGUAUACAAUGGAAUUGUUCGAAAAGUAUCGAAGAAAUAACUACACAACACCAAAACAUUAUGUAGAUUUUAUAAAGACUUACUUAACACUUAUAACAAAUAAAAAAAAUAGUACAACUUUUCAAUAUAAUCGAUUAUUGGUUUGCUUAAAUAAAAUUACUGAAGUGUCUAAGUACUCGAUUGAAUUAAAUAAUAAAUUAUCAAUUAAAAAGACAGCAGUGAUUGAAAAAAUAGAAGAAUGUAAUAACUUAGAAGCUUUAAUAAAAGAAUUAAAUGAAAUCAUUGUACAAAUGAAAAAAAUUAGUUUAUCAAUAAAAGAUAAAAUUAAUAAAGAAAGCAACAAAAUGAUAAUUCAAGAAUCUGCACACGAUAAAGAAAUAUUUACCGAUGUUUUUUUUGAACUGAAUAUAAUCAAAACAACAUUAAACGAUUUGAAGAACAGUGAUCUUGUAGAGUUGCAAUUACUUUCAGAACCUCCACAUUUGGUGCAAAUGGUUGGCGAGUGUAUCGCAAUAAUAAAAGGUUCGAAAGAAAUUUCAUGGGAAAGUUUUCAAAAUCUACUUAGUGAUCCAGAUUUUAUUGAAUCUUUGCAAGAAUUGGAUGUUAAUGAAAUAACUAUUGAACAACAACAAUUAAUAGAUGCUCGUUUGAAAAAUUUUAAUGAAUUUGACCAAUUGAAAUCAAUUAGUAAAAUCGCUUUUGAAUUGUAUCAAUUUCUGCAAGUGACAUUGCGUUUAUAUACUUUCUGUCAAAAAUCAGAAAAAAUAAAAAAUUAUGAAAUUGAUUCGGAAUGCAUUGAAAUGGGAGUCAGAACAGGAGAAAAUAAAUUAGAAAACCUAGAAAAACAAUUAACAGAAUUAAAUAUGAAAUACAACGAUGCAACAUCUAGAAAACGAGAAUUGCAAGAAGAAAUAGACUCUUUGCAAAAAUACUUAAUCUUCGUUGAUAAAAUGACAAACGAGCUUUUAUCUGAUAGUGAUAAGUGGGAAGAGGAAUUAAAAUAUAUGAGAGUUGAUUCUGAAUGCAUCAUUGGGAAUUGUCUAAUGUCUGCUGGAUUUUUAAUAUACUGUGGACCUUUCACAGCUGAAUUGAGAAAUAAAAUGCUUUAUAAUGAUUGGAUGAAGAGCAUUAUCGAAAAAAACAUCCCAGUAUCAAAAUCAUUUAGGUUGGAAAAAUACUUGACUGAUGGUAUUCAAAAAAAUGGAUGGAAUUUUCAGGACUUAUCACAAGAUGAGUUUUCAAUUCAAAAUGGAAUUCUAACGAUGUUCUCUUCCGAAUUGCUUAUUUGUAUUGAUCCUCAUCAACAAGCAUUGAAUUGGAUUAAGAAAAUAGAAAAAAAACCUUUGAAAAUUGUUUCAUUUUAUGAUCAAGAAUAUAUGGAACAAUUUGAAUCGGCUGUUAAAGAUGGAUUUUCAGUAAUCUUUCAAGACUUUGAUUAUUUUCAUUACAUUUUGGAUGAUAUUUUAGCAAAAAUCAUACAAAGUGUUAAUGGACAAUCUUUAAUCAACCAAAAUAGUACACAAAGAGAUUACAAUGUAAAAUUUCGGGUAUACUUCAUAACUAAAAUUUCAAAUCCCAGUUUCAACCUUAGAAUAUUCUCGAAAGCAACUAUUAUUAAUUACAUGACUACUACAGUAAUCAAAUCAGAUCAAGUUUGA
This is a messenger RNA of Cotesia congregata, 1788 nucleotides long. NCBI's taxonomy places the organism in Eukaryota, Metazoa, Arthropoda, Insecta, Hymenoptera, Braconidae. The record is from the annotation of a GenBank genome assembly.